AAGGCUGGUGCAGGGACAGGACAAGGAGACAGCAAGGCCCAGAGGAGGUGCAAGCCCCAGGUCAUGGACCUGCCCCAGGGCCCAGCGGCCAGCAGCACCCCUUCGGAGGACCCCAGCCCCACUGCAGGCACCGCAGGGCCCAGCCAGGCCCCUGCCAGCCCAGCAGCCAGCAGGAGGGCGCUCCUCCGGGAGCUUGAGGCCCAGGUGCAGGCGGCCUACGGGCAGGACCGGGAGCUGCGGCCCGAGGAGAUUGAAGAGCUGCAGGCUGCCUUCCAGGAGUUUGACCGAGACCGGGACGGCUACAUCGGCUACCGCGAGCUGGGAGCCUGCAUGCGGACCCUGGGCUACAUGCCCACCGAGAUGGAGCUCAUCGAGAUCUCGCAGCAAAUCAGUGGCGGGAAAGUGGACUUCGAGGACUUUGUGGAGCUGAUGGGCCCCAAGCUGCUGGCAGAGACGGCAGACAUGAUUGGCGUCCGGGAGCUCCGGGACGCCUUCCGGGAGUUCGACACCAACGGGGACGGCUGCAUCAGUGUCGGGGAGCUCCGGGCGGCCCUCAAGGUCCUGCUGGGGGAGCGCCUCAGCCAGCGGGAGGUGGACGAAAUCCUGCAGGACAUCGACCUCAACGGGGACGGCCUGGUGGACUUUGAAGAAUUCGUGCGAAUGAUGUCUCGCUGAGCCUGUGCAGAAGCUGCAGGAAGCAGACAGGACACGAGGACCUCAGCCUCUGCCUGCCAGCGGGUUCCUUGAAGCCCAUGUGGACAGCUGCGCCCGGCUCCUGCCUGUGGGUGCCCUUGUCUGUCUUCGGCCCUCACCCCAUGUUUCCCUGACAAUAAAGCCUCUUCAAGCCAGG
Urocitellus parryii (Arctic ground squirrel) is the source of this 850-nucleotide messenger RNA. RefSeq names its product calcium binding protein 2 (gene Cabp2). Gene Ontology annotation, biological process: visual perception. The record is from RefSeq and is a predicted model, not a curated record. NCBI's taxonomy places the organism in Eukaryota, Metazoa, Chordata, Mammalia, Rodentia, Sciuridae. Gene Ontology annotation, cellular component: cytoplasm. Gene Ontology annotation, molecular function: calcium ion binding; calcium channel regulator activity.